Molecule: messenger RNA, 6871 nt
Organism: Ictidomys tridecemlineatus (thirteen-lined ground squirrel)
Lineage: Eukaryota; Metazoa; Chordata; Mammalia; Rodentia; Sciuridae
Gene: Efr3b
Product: EFR3 homolog B
Biological process (GO): protein localization to plasma membrane
Cellular component (GO): plasma membrane
Source: RefSeq, a predicted model, not a curated record
CGACGCGGCGACGCCGGCCUCCGGGGAGGCGCGCGCCCCGCGGAGAUGUACGGUGUGUGCGGCUGCUGUGGCGCCCUUCGCCCCAGGUACAAAAGGCUGGUUGACAACAUCUUCCCUGAGGAUCCCGAGGAUGGCCUGGUGAAGACCAACAUGGAGAAGCUGACCUUCUAUGCCCUGUCGGCUCCAGAAAAGCUAGAUCGGAUCGGCGCCUACCUCUCCGAGAGGCUCAUCCGUGAUGUGGGCCGUCAUCGAUACGGGUACGUGUGCAUCGCCAUGGAGGCGCUGGACCAGCUGCUCAUGGCCUGCCACUGUCAGAGCAUCAACCUCUUCGUGGAGAGUUUCCUCAAGAUGGUGGCCAAGCUGCUGGAGUCAGAGAAGCCCAAUCUGCAGAUCCUCGGCACCAACUCGUUUGUGAAGUUUGCCAACAUCGAGGAGGACACCCCAUCCUACCACCGGAGUUAUGACUUCUUUGUGUCCCGAUUCAGUGAAAUGUGCCACUCCAGCCACGAUGACUUGGAAAUCAAGACCAAAAUCCGGAUGUCAGGCAUCAAAGGUCUGCAAGGGGUGGUGAGGAAGACAGUGAAUGAUGAAUUGCAGGCCAAUAUCUGGGACCCGCAGCACAUGGACAAGAUUGUCCCGUCACUGCUUUUCAAUCUGCAGCAUGUGGAGGAGGCAGAGAGCCGGUCUCCCUCUCCCCUCCAAGCACCAGAGAAGGAAAAGGAGAACCCAGCAGAACUGGCUGAGCGGUGCCUGCGGGAGCUGCUGGGCCGGGCUGCCUUUGGCAAUAUCAAAAAUGCCAUCAAGCCUGUUCUCAUCCAUCUGGAUAACCAUUCUCUUUGGGAACCCAAGGUGUUCGCCAUCCGUUGCUUUAAAAUCAUCAUGUACUCAAUUCAGCCGCAGCACUCGCACCUGGUUAUCCAGCAGCUCCUGAGCCACCUGGACGCCAACAGCCGCAGCGCGGCGACCGUGCGCGCGGGCAUCGUGGAGGUCCUGUCGGAAGCUGCGGUUAUCGCAGCCACCGGCUCAGUCGGGCCCACGGUGCUGGAGAUGUUCAACACUCUGCUGCGGCAGCUGCGGCUCAGCAUCGACUACGCGCUGACCGGGAGCUACGACGGGGCCCUGAGCCUGGGCACCAAGAUCAUCAAGGAACACGAGGAGCGCAUGUUCCAGGAAGCGGUCAUUAAGACCAUCGGCUCCUUUGCCAGCACGUUGCCCACUUACCAGCGCUCCGAGGUGAUCCUCUUCAUCAUGAGCAAGGUCCCUCUGCCUUCCCUGCAUCAUGCCAUAGAGACCGGGAGGACCGGGGAGAACAGGAAUAGGCUGACCCAGAUUAUGCUGCUGAAGUCCCUCCUGCAGGUGUCCACAGGUUUCCAGUGCAGCAACAUGAUGUCAGCUCUGCCCAGCAACUUCCUCGACCGCCUUCUCUCCACCGCCCUCAUGGAGGAUGCAGAAAUUCGCCUCUUCGUUCUGGAGAUUCUCAUCAGUUUCAUUGAUCGUCAUGGCAACCGCCACAAGUUCUCUACCAUCAGUACCCUCAGUGACAUCUCAGUCCUGAAGCUGAAAGUGGACAAGUGCUCCCGACAGGACACUGUCUUCAUGAAGAAGCAUUCCCAGCAGCUCUAUAGGCACAUCUACCUGAGCUGUAAGGAGGAGACGAACAUCCAGAGGCACUACGAGGCCCUCUACGGCCUGCUGGCGCUCAUCAGCAUCGAGCUGGCCAACGAGGAAGUGGUGGUGGACCUCAUCCGCUUGGUGCUGGCUGUUCAGGAUGUGGCCCAGGUCAAUGAAGAGAACUUGCCUGUGUACAACCGCUGUGCGCUCUACGCUCUGGGUGCAGCCUACCUGAACCUCAUCAGCCAGCUGACGACGGUACCUGCCUUCUGCCAGCACAUCCACGAGGUGAUAGAGACCAGGAAGAAGGAAGCUCCAUACAUGCUCCCUGAGGAUGUGUUUGUGGAGAGGCCCAGGCUGUCUCAAAAUCUCGAUGGCGUGGUCAUAGAGUUCCUCUUCCGCCAGAGCAAGAUCAGUGAAGUCCUGGGGGGCAGUGGCUACAAUUCAGACAGGCUCUGCCUACCCUACAUCCCUCAGCUAACAGAUGAAGAUCGCUUAUCCAAGAGAAAGAGCAUUGGAGAGACCAUUUCCCUGCAGGUGGAAGUAGAAUCAAGGAACAGUCCAGAGAAGGAGGAGCGAGUGCCGGCCGAGGAGAUCACCUAUGAGACGCUGAAGAAGGCCAUUGUGGACAGUGUAGCCGUGGAGGAACAGGAGCGCGAGCGGCGACGACAGGUGGUGGAGAAAUUCCAGAAGGCACCCUUCGAGGAGAUUGCAGCCCACUGCGGGGCCCGGGCAUCGCUGCUGCAGAGCAAGCUCAACCAGAUCUUUGAAAUCACCAUUCGGCCCCCUCCGAGCCCAUCAGGAACCAUCACCGCAGCCUACGGCCAGCCACAGAACCAUUCCAUCCCCGUCUAUGAGAUGAAGUUCCCCGACCUGUGCGUAUACUGAAUUCCAAGACCUGGAGCCCCUCCGAGGAACAGGGUCUGGGGGAGGGGCUCACCUUCACACCCACCCCUACCUUGUGGAAAUGUAGCUGGGAUCUCUGAAAAACAGUCACCUUGGAGGGCGACCAGCUAAGCAAAGGUGGCGCCUCUGGGCCUUCCCUGGCCCUUCAUGGCCCUCCUGCCUCUGCCUUGUCUUCCCUGAGGGAGAUCCAGCCACCUGCCCCUCUGGGGCCAAUAAGCAUAUCACCUGCACCUUUUGUCUUCUCUUUUGUGUCGGCCAGGGACAGAGAAUCAUGGGGGCAUCUGCAGGGAGAAGCUGAGAGGUCUUGGAAGGUCCCGCUUGGUAUGUGGGGUGAAAGGCUUCUAUUGGGGCUGUGUCUGUGGGAGCACAUCUCAUCUCCUGAGGAGAGAAGUAGAAGGGGACUUGGUUGGUCCAAGGAAGCCAUCCCUAAUCGGCACUUGGAGGAACCAAGGAAUGCUCCCCUUAUAGAGAAGUGACCAUGUCAGAGGUGGGAGAUGGUAGCAGUUACCCCAAGCAGCUUUCUUCCUCCUGUACUCGAGUCUUGAGCGUCUUCCAUGGUCUUGUCCACCCUUCAGCUGUCCAUGUUUCUUUCUACUAUUAAUGAAUUCCAAGUCCUUCUAGGGUGGAAAUACCCUGGGGGACAGCAAAGGUAGAGGGAAGGGUGGGCAGGCUGGUGAUAGAAGGGCUGGUUCUUCCAGAUCGGGCAGCAGGCUGCUGCAAGGACCUGCCUCCUAUCUUGGACAGGACAAGCAGGGCAAGUCCUAUCCUUGUGUAGCAUGGUCUCACCUCCUCCUUUUCUUCAGAGGGGGCUUCUGGUGUCCCUCCAUGGUUCUGUCUUCUGGAUGUUUCUCUGAAUUAGUCAUGUUCUCUCUUUGAUGUCUUUUUCCAAGGAACUCAAGACAUUUCCAAGCCUCUGGGUUGAGGGAAGGUAGAACAAGAUAAUCUGAUUCUUGAUGACCCAAAAAAGGGAAGGAAGCCCAGAGGCCUGCCCCGGCCACCUUCCAUGGAAGAGGCUUCCAGCCUGGGCCAGGGGAGAAGAGGGGGGAAUGGGACAAGUGGCACUUUGGGGCUCAAGGAUGUCUGAAAUUAACCUUAGGGAUGUUCCUUUUGAGCAAAGAGGGAUCUAUCUCCUAAUAUUGGAAUGAUUUCUUCACUCUUUGGACAAAGUCUGGGACAUGAGUGCCAACAGACCUUGCUUGUAUGCUGGGGAAAAAUGGUAGAGACCCCAUUAGGUUCUGGGAUUCAUUUUCCCCAAGUCUUGCCUGCCUGACCCUGUGUGACUUGCAUGCUCAGAGCCAGGCAGGGCAUAAAGGAGGCCACUUGCUGCCUCCUCUCUGCCUGUGCUUCCCCAUCCCACCUCCAGGUACCUUUAUUCCUCCUGGGGUGUCCCUGGCAGAUUCCUACCUGGGUCUUCUCUACUGGAAGCACCCAUGGUCGAAGGAGCCCUUUCCUUUCGAAGGAAAGGAAAGCACCCAUGGUCGAAGGAGCCAAACUUUCCACAACUCUUCUGUGCUGAUGUAACACACAGGAAGGUGUGAACGGUCAAACGUUCGCUCCCUGGAGAAUUUACUUUUUAAAGAAAUGGAGGGAGAAUCGAUUUAUUGACUUAAAGGAAUCACUUUUUAGGGUAUACUUUUAGACAGUGUGGCAUGGGGUCAUAAGGGGAGGGCAGGAUGCCCUCAGAUCUCACCCCUGCGCAGGGCCCUGUGUAGACACAUAGUGAGAGCCUCGUCAUUAGGGCAGAUAGGCACCUAUUCCAAAAUUGGGAAAAACUUAGCACAUGCAGUUUCUCAUUGUGUGUGCAGUAAAUAUUGUCAUGGGGCUGUUGGACCCUCAUCCCUGUAGUUUCCACACUAUGGAUGCAGCUCUUCUCCAUGGCCACCACCCCAUGCUGUGGGCACGUGUCUUUUGCAUGGCCUGCAUGAUCUCAGGCCCAGGGGGUGAGGCUUCUGUUCCCCGAUGGGUUUUUAACUCUGUUCUGCUGCUUUUGGCUUGUGAUCAACCCAACUUUGCAAGCAUGAACUUAGAUUUCUCUUUAAUAUCUCUAUAUUAAGAAAUCAUGUUUAAAAUAACUUUAAACAAACUUAAAAGUUUAACUUUAAAGUUUUUUUUUUUUAAAGUAACCUUUGGAAGAAACAUUAAAGAAAACCUAAACCUUGAACCACAAACAUGCCUUUCCUCACCACACCAGAUCUCCUCAUCAUUCAGACCCUCUGUUUCUUUCUUGUUCCCAUGCAGCCUUAGGGUCCACCCCCAUGGCAAUUGCUCCUGGUUCUGAGCCUUGGGAGUCAUUUCCCUGGAGUUUCUUUCUAGAGCCAGUUUCAGAACCAGAGACCUGUAGGUCUACUCAGAUGUCUGUCCCUCACCAGCCUCCUGAGAAUAGAAAAAAAAAGGCACAGGGUUUCCUUUCUAAAGAGACACCUCUGCUCUUUCAUCUUCAUUGAUCCAAGGCAGAUUUUUCUUUACACCUUGCUGCUUUUGGAGACCUGGCUGUUUCUUGUGUGUCUCAGUUUCAGUUUCAGUUUACACUCAGUGGAGUAUUAGUUUGCCUGCUGGUGUGGGGUAGAAUCUGGAUCUUAGCCAAGUAUGCCUUAGAAUCAGAGAGUUUAAGGUGAAUGCUAACUUGGACAAAAAUUUAGUGAAUGCAGAAGUGUCCACCACUGCAUGUCAAGGCCUGGGAAGGAGGCAGAGCAGAGUUGGGUGGGGUCAAGAGGGAGGAACCUGGUGCCUUGACUUAUCGUCCCGGCACCUGCCUUUCAUGUCCUCUGGCAUGGCAGCACUCUCUCAUGCCUCUUUUUGCUGUCCUCUCUCACAUGAGCUUGAAUCAAGAGAAGGCAGCAAGCUCAUUCAAUCCAGCUGCCCCAAAUGCUUCUGAGAACUCUAGCUUUGUGACCAAGGUAGCAUGGUUGUCAUCAGCUGGUAGAACUUAAUAGGCAUGAAUGUAUUUGAGAUUUGCAGGUUCUGUUAAUUUGGUUGAGUCAUAAAAGCACAAGGAGCAGAUGAGUGGAAAUCACCUGUGUAUUCCUAGGGCAUCUUCUAUUUUCCUUGCCCUGGGACCUCCAAUGCCUGGGCCUGUUCCCAUUUUCUCUGAAGACUAGAAAUAAGUGGUUUCUUGACUCCUAAAUGGCCUCCUCAACAGAGAAGGAGCCCAAGUAGGUCAGGAGAAGAACCAGAAAAGUCCUCAGAUACUCCCUUCUGUUUAAAGCCCCACCCAUCCACAAAUGCAAAUGGAUGAGCGGGGAAAGUGGGGCCUGGGACCAACGAAUGUACUCAAAGGAACCCAAUGUCAUACAUGCGCUGCUCUUUGUCCUGGAUGUUCUGGGUCCAAGACACUAAACUGGAGUAGGAGUCAGAACAGUCUUAGGUUUCCUUUAAAUGGCAGACCUCUGGGCUUGGGGGCUCCUGGUUCACCAGGCCUUCCAGUUGCCAUUCUGCUGUCCCCAGGCCUUCUAACCUGGCUAUGCAAAGUGCUAUUGAAAAGUGAGACUACUUUUCCCAAUUCCUCCUCAUGACCAGAAAAUGGCAGCUGGCCAGUUUAGUGCCAUGUUUUAAGGUGUGCAGGGAGGUUGUCUCAUCAGGGCAGGCCACGCCUGCUUCCUGUGUCCCUGAGCCCUGGGAGGCCGAUCAUUCGAAACAAGACAUCACUUAUAUCUGGGGAGAAGGCUCAGGGCCUCUUCAUCCCAUUGGCCCUAGAAAUUUUCUGGUUACUGUGACCCUUAACCCCAAGCUCAGUGUAGAUCUGAAGACUGCAGAAGGAGAUUCAUGGCAGGCCCUUCCUGAGGCCUGGCUGGCUGCAGCAAUGGUGAGAAGGAGCCACUGGGCAGGGGGAAGGGCUUUGUGGCCAGAAGGAAAUUUUCUGUGCUCUCUUUGGACAUCAACCUGAUAGUUCAGGGCUUCUCUCCUCCAGCGGACCAUAGGGCUACCCAAGUCCCGUCAACUUGCCCUUUUGCGCUACUCCUCCAUGACUGUGGAGUCAGGCAUAUGGAGUGCAGAGUUGUAAAUCUACAAAUGCUGCAGCCCGUACAUUAACAUCUGUGUCCAUUUAGACCUUCAACACCUGGCUGAGUGUGUGUGCCCAUGUGUGCAUGUGUGUAAUGUAGUUCAUAGUUGAUAAUAUAUGUAUAUAACAGCUGACAUAUUUAUAUGUGAGUGCAGAAUUAGUGCCUGUGGCAGUUUUCUGUAUUUUAAAUUUGUUGAAUCAAAUUAGUUUUAUUUUAGGGAAGGGAGGAAAGGGGAAUGGGGGGGGGGAACGUAGGAAGGAUUCUUAGCAAAAUCAUUCUUUAGGAUUAUUAGUUGCCAUCUCCCAAUGAGCCUUCAUGAUGCCCUUUUCAAAUAAAUGUUAAUGUUGUCAUUA